This is a messenger RNA of Leptidea sinapis, 2834 nucleotides long. RefSeq names its product nucleoporin 88 (gene mbo). Gene Ontology annotation, biological process: ribosomal large subunit export from nucleus; ribosomal small subunit export from nucleus; protein import into nucleus. Gene Ontology annotation, molecular function: structural constituent of nuclear pore. Lineage: Eukaryota; Metazoa; Arthropoda; Insecta; Lepidoptera; Pieridae. Gene Ontology annotation, cellular component: nuclear pore. The record is from RefSeq and is a predicted model, not a curated record. The transcript is spliced from 15 exons. Bases 80 to 2092 code for a protein of 670 amino acids.
UUCAUGCAAAUGUACACCGGCGUUGGACAAAAAUAAACAAAACAAACUUUUAUAAUAUUGUUUUUUUGUUUUUAUAGCAAUGGAUAGCCGUUUAUACGAAACUAAAUUAGCAAAUCAUAAAAUAUUUAAAGAUCUCAAAGACAGUCUAAGUAAAAAAUCAGAUGCAAAGUUGAGUAAUUUAAUAGAAUUGCGUGAUGAGGUUUUGUACGCGUGGAAUUCAAAUGAGAACUGUUUAUUUUGUGUAAAUUUAAAACAUUUGGAAGAACACGAUGAUACUCCGUAUCAGAAAAUAAUCUUCUCGUCCCCGCCAGUGUUCGAAGUGGAGCGGCUGAUGAGCAGCGAAUGUGGCACCCGGUUGUGCGUAUGGGGCUCACGCGGGGUCACCGUGGCCGAACUGCCCUCACGCUGGGGCCGAAGCGGUCUCUUCGAGUCCGGGAAACCAACCGUCUUUUGCAAGAGUUUCUCGCUGGAUGAGAGGUUCCUGUUCUCCCAAUGCCAAGUCAUUAAAGUCCUGUGGCAUCCUCAUUCGCUGUCACAUAUUCUGGUGCUAGUCUCAGACAAUACUAUGCGUGUGUAUAAUAUCGCUCUGAAGACAGGCCCUAAAAGAGUCAAGCCGUUUGGUAAAAUCGGGCCGAGGCCUCAGGGACCCCUGGGCAUGGCGUUUCAGGAUGGCUUCGGGGAUUCGGCUGUGGACAUGACGGCGACACCCGAUGGCAACCACUUGUUGGUGCUCACCGGAAAUGGAGACGUGUAUAUGAUGAGCAGCGAUUUCUUGCAUAGCAAAGGCUCUUCAGAGUUCAAGGUGCAGGGUCCACUGUCGAUGUACCCGCCCGCUGACGACAACUAUGGCUCGGAAUCGUGCGCGAUCGCCGCACUUGGCGCCGUCGAUACCCCAGCUGUGGUCGUCAUCGCCACGGCAUCAGCCGCACUCUAUCACUGCUUGCUUCUACCUAAACAAUCAGAUACAGAAGGAGACGAAUUCGCUCUCUACGUGGUCGAAUCCGUGGAUUUGGACAUUGUACUGAAUACGGAGAAUGACGUCACAAGCCUCUAUCCGGUACACCUAUACCCGUGCAGCAAGAAUACCUACGUGUGUGUCCACGCGGGGGGAGUUCACACUGUGACCCUGGCGAUUAUGGAACACCUGAAGGACUACGCAAUGGCUGACGAUAGUGAGAUGGAUUCUGUCAUAUCGAUAAUCUGCGCCAAGUCCAGUUCGGCGCGGCACCUGGUGUGUACCAGCGAUCGUGUCGCCCGCCCUCCAGUUGGCGUGGCCCUCUCUCCAGCGCCUCUACACCACGUGCUAGUGCUGUGCUGCGGUGGAGACCUGCUCACCAGAACUCUCGAGCCAUUUGAUAUGGAAGAGGGCUUAUACAAGGAAAUUCAGCUAAAGAACCCCAUGCUUGACGAAGAUGAUAUGAAGAAGCUUUUCAAAGAGAAACAAAAAGUAUCGUUCACUUCGAUACUGAUGGAGAUAUUGAGUCGGGACAUGUCGCAGCCCAUCCUCAAAAUGGAGCCCGCUACGGAACCCUCGCCCAAGGAAUGCCUGGAGAUACUAACGGAGGCUACUGUGAAGCUCCGCAAUGAGUACAUGUCCCGACAGGAGCGUGCCACUCGAGCCCUGCGCGCCAAGCUGGAAGCUCUGCGGUCUCUGGGAAACCACCAGCGCGACUGGCAGAAGAUGCUACUGGAGGAUAUCGCACACGUACACCUGAAGUGGGGGGCGUUGAAAUCCAAACGGGAGCAGGCCGUGAACAAACAGGAGGACAUAAAACACAGAUGUGCAGUUGCGAUCCGGUACGUACGGUCGACGUCGCGUGUUUCUCCGGCGGAGCUCGAGAUGGUGAAGCGGCUGGAACAGUACAAGCACAAGGCCGACACGCUCUUGACGCGGACACGAGCGCUGCGGGACCACGCCGACGAUCACUUGGAAAAGAUAAAGAAAUGGCAAGAGGAGUACAAAAAGCAGAACGUAGUGCUCGGGAAGUCCCACAGUGAGACCAUAUCUUCCAUUCUGCAGCAACAAACGAACCAGGUAUCGACGCUAAUUGAAGAGACCAAACUUCUUAAAGAUCAACUGGGCGUAAUGUAACUUGCGCAUUUGUAAUUUUAUCUAAUAAUUACAUACAUAUCUAGAUACACUUGCCGAGUAGGGCCGAAUUGUCUCGUCCACACUCGCCGAAGUACCACAAGUAUACUCGAAGUCGAGUGCAAAUAUUAAUCUUUAAUUAUUAUAUUUAAUACGUUUAUUUUGUAAGAAUAUCUUUAUUAUUUUUUGAUAAGGUCUUCGUGUCUAGAUAUGUAUAAACUCGUUUAUUAAUAAUUGUUAUAAUGUGUUGAUUUACGUUUGUGGGACCCUUAUGAGGUUCAAAGUGAGGUAAGGUCAUUUUGCAGAUUAGUCAAAGCUAUUGAUACAAAUUGUAGAUUAUAAAAAGAGGCCAUUUAUUUGAUUUUUGUUUAUUUAUUGUUUAUGCGUAGCCCAUUUAAAUAUUGUAGAACGAUUUGAUAAAACAUUGGUUUUGAAAAUCUGUUUUACAACCGAAAAUAUGAUUAUAAUAUUCAUUUUGAGUUAAUGUUUCAACAUGAAGGCAUUACUUUAUAAAAAUGUUAUUUAAUUUUAUUAAUUUGUAAACUAAUAUCAAUUAAAUGUAGUUUGUAUCCCACUUCUGCUUGCAACGUAACUCUCAUGUUGGUAAUAUGUAAAUGAUAGUAGGAUAAAAAAAAUUGAUACUAUGUAGCUGGUUCAGGCUUAUAUUAAAACCUACCUCAGCCAAAAUUACGUGUUUAAGUUACAGUAUGAUUGUCUAUUUUUAAAUAAAAUAUGAUUAUUUCUA